AUGGAGAAAUUAAAACUAUAUAUCGAAAGCAAUUAAGAUUAAGAAUUCAAAGGCUACAUGGAAUGUGAAAAAAUAAUAUCUAAAAAUAUGAAAGAGAAUUUCCGUGAAUUAUGUCUUAGAAUUUAAUAAUUCUUGGAUAAUGACAAAUCUAGAUAUAUUUGUUAAUUUUGUAUAAUCAAAGUAUUUCGAAUUUGAUUUGCUUUAGUUAUGUUACAAACUUACUAUUGAUAUUAAAUAUAAUGAAGAAUUCCUUUUUGAGCAUUUUUAAAAUAUUGUUCUGCCAUCAAUAAUAAAUUACAUUUAUAAUAAUUAGAUGUAUUCCAAAUAGUUAGAGCCUAAAGUAUAAUAAUACAUUCUUUCAUCUGUUACUAUGUGUAAAGAACUGGUAAGUUAUUUCGCUCAUGUAUAUCCAUAAACAAAAGAUUACUAGCCUUCUAAAUUUUUAUGUUAGUAUUAAAUCUACAAAAAAUAGUAAAAAGAAAAUUAAUUUUAAAUAGAGAAAAAGAAGAAUUAUUAAUAUCUUAAAAAAAAUUUCAUAAAUAUUGAUCAGAAUUAUAAGUAGAUAAAGUAAUAAUGGAAGAGUUAAAAUUUAGUCUAAGAUGUAGUGUUUAUGUCUGAUAAUGAAUCAAAUUCUACAGAGGUAUAAUCUGCUGAAAUUUUUCAAUAAGUAAACUUGAAUUCUUAAAAAAAAGAUUAAUUUAUAUAAUCGAUUGAAAAAUAGCAAUAAAAUAUACCAGAGGAGAUUGAAAAAGAAAAAAAAGAUCAACUUUAAUAAAUAUUGGAUAACCUUUAAAAAUAAAUUGAUCAAAAGAAAUUAGAAUUACAAAAUAUUACAUAAGAGGUCUUAAAGAAAUAAAAAGAACAUUAACAAUUAUAAAAUUAAAUAGUAAGUCAAAUAAAAUCAAUAAGUACAACAGAUGGUAAUUAAUCUAAUAUUUGUAAAAUUUCAAAUAUUUCUAUUCAUGAAAAACAAAUUUUUGAUCCUAACUUUAAUUUUGAGUGUGACAAAUAAUAUAUUAUACAAUCAGAUGAACCAAUACCUCUAGUUUAAAUUGAUAAAUCAUACCCAGAUAAAAAGAAAAGAUUAUUAGAUGGUAGAGGUCUUUUUCAAAUUAGUGAAUAUUAUCUACUAGCUAGAUAAUUAAAAUUUAAUCAAAAUACAUUAGAUAUGGCUAUCUAUUUGAAAUGCAUUUAAAAUAGUAUAAGAUAAUUAAAAGUAUAGAUUAAAUGCGAAGUUAGCAGUAAUAAUUUUCUUUAUUGUAGAUGAAGUAUAUAGUAAUUUAAAUGAAAAUAAUAAUCUGAAACCUGAAUAAUAGGUCAGAUUUGAAAUUAGAAACAUUUAAAAGUCUUAACUCUACCAAAAAGAUAUCAAAAUUGAAUUAAUUAUUGAAAGUGAUGAAAUUAUCUUAGAAGAAACAACCUUUUAUUUGAAACUCACAAAUAUUGUCGAAUAUACUAUUGCUAAUGAGCAAGAAUUAGUGAAGGAAUAUCAAAGUAUCCCUAAAAUUUUGACAUCCAAACCCUUUAAAUUUGAUGAUGAAACAUUCCCAAAUGGAUUGUUUGAUGUAUAAAAAUGCAUUUAAUGUUCUCUUAACUAUAAAGAUUAAGGUAGAUCAUUAUUUUUUUCUGGAAGUAUAUAUGAUCAACAAUUUAUUUGCAGAGUAAUAAAUUAAUAAAUAUAUAUUAGAUUACUUUAGAUGAAGAAAAAUAAGCCUAAGUGAAUAUUAAGCAGCUAUAAUAAGAUGAAGAAUUAUGUAAAAGAUUAGUGCUAUCCUAUAUUGAAGCAUUAAACAAAAUUUGA
Messenger RNA from Paramecium pentaurelia, 1801 nucleotides. NCBI's taxonomy places the organism in Eukaryota, Ciliophora, Oligohymenophorea, Peniculida, Parameciidae. The record is from the annotation of a GenBank genome assembly.